AUUCGAAUACACCGGAGCGAUGGCACGUACCAUGUUGUGAAGUGCCCAUUGACUACGACGGUGGCAGAGCUGGUCCCUGUGAUGAAUCACAAGCUCUUCUUGGAUGAGACGAGAGAGCCGCAUAGCUUGUAUGUCAAGGAGCGGGAACGAGAGCGUGUACUUGCUCCGACUGAGCGGCCUGCGGAUCUUGUUCGCCGACGGCUUGAACAGGCUGGAUAUGAUGUUGCCGAUGGCUUACCGUCGUUAGGGGCGGAUGAGAUCGGAUUUCUAAUCAAGUUCAUUUAUAAGAGUAAUUUCCUGGGUGAAGCGGUACAGCCGAUUGUGGACAACAAUUUUGAGCUUACUGAUCUUACUGGGCGAAGUCUCAAGACUAUUCCAAUUCUCUUGCACGCCAAUGCACCCCGGAUAGUUUUCUUGAACCUCUCAAGAAAUCCAAUGUUGGAAAUCCCACUUGAUUUCAUCCAGUCAUGUACUGCCCUACGCGAACUUCGUUUAUCAAACAUGGCGAUGAAGAAGGUCCCGCAAAGUGUACGGCAUAGUGCGACGCUUAUCAACCUCGACAUCUCAUGUAACCGUAUUGCCGAUCUUGACGAUUCUGGAUUGGACCGUAUUCCGCGAUUGGGAACGUUAAAAGCGCAGAAUAACAGGAUCGACAAACUUCCACAGUGGUUUUCUAAACUACGUGCUUUGAAGUUCCUCAAUAUCUCGAACAACAAGUUCCAGGCUGUGCCUUCUGUCAUUCCUGAUAUGACGAGUCUUGUCGAUCUUGAUAUUUCAUUCAACAUGAUCUCUUCCCUUCCUCCGGAAAUUGGGUCGCUGAAAUCAUUACAUAGUCUGGUUAUGGUGGGGAACCAGAUUUCCAGGUUUCCACCAGAGUUUUCGGGCCUCAUCAACCUGGUCAAUCUUGACUGUAGGCGGAAUAACAUCUCUGAUCUUUCGCUCGUCUCGAAGCUACCUAAACUGGAACUCCUGCUAGCAGAUCAUAAUGCCGUGCAUGCCUUGGACCUUUCGGUUGGCCCGGAUAUGAAGUUCUUAGAUUCUUCUCAUAAUGACAUCACACAACUCACUGUCGCGACCAUCGAUUGCCAACCGCGAGAUAUUUACCAUUUUCGUCUUACAUCCCUAAACAUCUCCCAUGCGAAACUUAGUAGCUUGGACGAUACCGCUUUCGUUCAUCUCACUGCUCUGGAAGUACUCCAUAUUGAUCAUAAUGCUUUUCGAUUCAUCCCCGAAACGUUGGGUUUGCUGACGCAACUCAUUACGUUUACGUGUUCUGAUAACCAGCUUGAUGCUCUACCGCUGAGCAUUGGGAAUUUGCAGAGACUUGUUACGCUCGAUGCGCAUAAUAAUAGUUUGACGGAGCUACCACCGACGAUGUGGCAAUGUAGUUCGCUGGAGACGGUCAACGCGACGUCGAACUUGAUUAAUACGUUGCACGAUCCGCCGAGUCCUUCUGCGAGUGUGGAUAAUUUCGAGAUGGUGGAUUCGUUUGCGCUUGCACCGCCUUUGAAGGAUGUACCGAGGAAACCUUCUACUGCGAGUUCCGUGUUUAGCCAGGGUUCGAUGCGAUGGCUGCCGCCUUUAGCGAGGUCUUUGAAGAGGCUUUAUCUUGGAGAGAACCGGCUUACGGAUGACGUCCUACACCCAUUAUCGAUGCUUCGUGAACUCCGGGUGUUAAAUCUUUCGUUCAACAACAUCCAGGAGCUGCCGUUAUCGUUCUUUAGGAAUAUGGUUGCGUUGGAGGAGAUCUACCUGAGCGGGAACAAGCUGUCGAUGAUCCCGACUGAAGACUUGCAUCGCUUGACGAACUUGACUGUCAUCUUUUUGAAUGGAAAUAAGCUGCAGGUGUUGCCGUCUGAGCUUGGGAAGUUGAAGAGUUUGACGGUGCUGGAUGUUGGGAGUAAUGUUCUUAAGUAUAAUAUCAAUAAUUGGGAGUUUGAUUGGAACUGGAACUUCAACAAAGCUCUCAAGUACUUGAACUUGUCGGGCAACAAGCGCCUGAAGAUCCAACCGGACCACAGUCGCAUGUCCAUGGCUCACCAGUCAGCGUCAAAUCGAAGAGUCCUUGCAGACUUUGCCGAGCUUACGCAGCUUCGUGUCCUCGGUCUCAUGGACGUCACUGUUACAUCUGGUAUCCCAGAAGAUGACGAACUGCGUCGAGUACGGACGUCUCUUUCCGAAGUUAAUCAGAUGGCUUAUGGAAUCGCGGAUACACUCGGGAGGAAGGACGUCUUGGGUAUGCUGGACGUCGUCGUACCAGAGUUCUGUGGACGAAGCGACGAGUGUAUAUUCGCGAUGUUCGGUCGAUUCGACGCAUCUCCGAUGAACAAUAGAGUUUCGAGAUAUCUCGGGGAGAACUUCCUCAAGGAGUUCCAGCACCAUCUCGAGAAACUCGAUAGGCAUGCGAAAGAGACUGUGCAUGAUGCUUUGCGGAGAACGUUCUUGGCGUUGAACAAGCGUAUGCAUGCGUUUUGGACGCAGAGUGUUAAUCUUAGUCGGAAGAUGUCUGCUGCGAGUACGGCUACGACUACGGCGGCUUCUAUAGCGGGCGAUCUCAAUAUUUUGCGGAAUGGAGCGUCUGGUAUUGUGGUGUAUUUCGUUGGGAAGACUAUUCAUGUUGCGAAUGCAGGAGAUGUGUUAGCUGUGAUCUCGAGGCAGGGGACAGCGCAUCUUGUUUCGAGGAAACAUGAGCCUUUUGAUCGAGGCGAGACUGCGAGGAUUCGUGCUGCUGAGGGAUGGGUGUCACCGAAGGGGUUGGUGAACGAAGAGACCGAUGUUUCUCGUUCAUUUGGAUUCUACCAUCUCUUACCCGCUGUUAAUCCAAGACCGGAUAUCGUGAGCUGGGAACUCUCGGAGCUGGAUGAGUUCAUUAUUAUCGCCAAUCGUGGACUCUGGGACUAUGUUUCAUAUCGGACUGCCGUGGAUAUUGCACGCUCGGAAAAAGAUGAUCCGAUGAUCGCUGCGCAGAAACUCCGUGAUUUCGCAAUUAGCUACGGAGCGGAUGGUAGCACGAUGAUUAUGGUUAUCUGUGUUUCAGGUUUGUUCGCAGCACGGUCUAGACAGGCAACGGUUGGUUCCUUAGCUGAGGUGGAUACGUACCAAGCACGGAAGCCGAAGCCAAAGGGCCAGGAUAUUGGCGAUGUCCAGCUUUCGAGGUUGCCUCAGGAAGUCCUCGCUCCGACUGGUCAUGUUGCAUUAGUGUUCACGGAUAUUCGGAACUCGACGCAUCUCUGGGACGCGAACGCUGGUAUGCCGACGGCUAUGCGACUGCACAACCAGUUACUGCGACGACAACUCCGGUUGUGUGGUGGAUACGAGGUGAAGACGGAAGGCGACGCGUUUAUGUGUUCGUUCCAGAAUGUGUUAUCAGCGCUCAAAUGGUGCCUGACGGUUCAACUUGAUCUCUUGCAUGAGUCUUGGCCCUUGGAGAUCCUUGAAUGUGAGGAUGGGAAGGAGAUUUAUGAUAAGAAUGGAAGACUUAUUGAACGUGGUCUGUCUGUUCGGAUGGGUAUUCAUUGUGGUACGCCGGUGUGUGAGCCGGACCCGAUUACGCAUCGGAUGGAUUACUUUGGGCCGAUGGUGAAUCGAGCGGCGAGGAUUGUUGGGAGUGCGAAUGGUGGGCAGAUCAUGGCUAGUGCAGAUAUUGUACGGGAGAUUCGUACGCAAGUCCUAAACAAGAAAUACGAUCCGUCAGACCCGGCGUCAAAAGCGUUGGUUACUACGAUAGAAGGAAUUGGCGUUGAGAUUGUCCCUGUUGGGGAACGUCGACUGAAGGGACUUGAAAUUCCUGAGAUACUUUCGUUGGUGUACCCGAAAGAACUCAUUGGGCGGAGCGAGCUGAUCCUUGCGGAGGAACCGGAUGCUUCGGGGUCGCGUGUACAGUUUAGUGUUGUGCAGAUGCGUGAAUUGGCGACGUUGUGUGUACGGUUGGAGGCGUUGACUUCUCAACGUGUUUUACGACCUAUGCCUCCGCGUAAGGGGAGCACGGCAAGUACGUCCGCCGAUCAAGCAGCUGCAGCAACAGCGGACGCCACCUUGUCAUCAUCACCAUCUCUCCCACAAGACGACGGAAGUGGCAGUAGCAUCGACAAUGUCAUCAUGUUCGCCGACCCUACAACGCUCAUCCCGCAUAUUAACGAUAAAGCAACCGAUCGGGAGUUGAUGGCGAUAUUGGAUUCCCUUUCGAUGCGGAUUGAGAAUGCGUUGUCGUCGAUCAUGUUGAGGAGGAUGGGGGAUACACCGCAAGAGUUGUUUGAGAAGAUGCAGAGAGGUGAGGGUGUUGAUGAACGGACGUUGUUGGAUGUACUUGGUAUGUUAAUGGUGGCGCUGCCUUCGAGGCCUGUGAUAGAAGAUGUUGGUUCUUGAUGUUUUUUUUUUGUGUGUGUAGUGUUUAUUAGGGCUUUUUUUGGUGUUUUUUGGGCUUUGAUUUUUCUUUUUCUUUUCUUUCGUUUUUUCUGACUCUCGUUCCCUUUGCUUUGUUGCUGCUUACUCGGUCCUGUAGCUUCCAUCACUCCUUCACCUACCUCUGACCUAAUUUCACGAUUCCCUGUAUAUAUCCUGUCCUCUAAGCUUGUUCCGUGUUUUUUUUUCUGUCUGUCUUACACUGUUUCCUCAUUGCUCUUGUAGACUGCUAUUGUUUCUCUGAUUUGUACUGGCAUCAUUAUUUC
Molecule: messenger RNA, 4667 nt
Organism: Fomitiporia mediterranea MF3/22
Lineage: Eukaryota; Fungi; Basidiomycota; Agaricomycetes; Hymenochaetales; Hymenochaetaceae
Product: L domain-like protein
Exons: 4
Coding region: 82-4365 (1427 amino acids)
Biological process (GO): intracellular signal transduction; cyclic nucleotide biosynthetic process
Molecular function (GO): protein binding
Source: RefSeq, a predicted model, not a curated record